AUGAUUCUUCUUUCAGUGCUGGGGAUUUUUCUGUUGCUGGAAGUUUCAGGCUUCUUUCCCAUUUUUUCCAGCCCUUCUCCAAUCCAUUGCCGCUGGAGUUCUUUUGGCCCUUGGUCUGAGUGCAAUGGCUGUACUCAAAACCAGAUUAGGAGACGGACAGUGGCAGUUUAUGGCCAGUAUGGAGGAAACCCCUGCUCUGGGGAUAGCUUUGAAACAAGACCCUGCACCCCCACAAGGGGAUGCCCAACAGAAGAUGGCUGUGGUGAUCGGUUCAGGUGCUUCUCAGGUCAGUGCAUUAGCAGAUCUCUAGUGUGCAAUGGAGAUCAGGACUGUGAGGAGGACGGUGCAGAUGAAGAUCGAUGUGAAGAGAGGAAAACUGUAUGUGAUAUUGACAAAACACCUCUGAAUUCAGAACUUACCGGAGCAGGCUUUGAUAUUAUUACUGGUGAGACUAAGGGAAGAGUCAUUCAUACAAAAAGCUUUGGAGGGCAAUGCAGAAAGGUCUUUAGUGGUGAUAGGAGAGAAUACUACAGGCUGAGUGAAAGUGUUCUCGCUUAUAAUUUUCAGGUUAAAGUUCAGAAUGAUUUCAGUUAUGAGUUUUUCAACAGCACCUGGUCUUAUAUGAAACAUGUAGAGCAGUAUGAAAAUUCAAACAGAUACAAACAGACACAGAAUAAAAAUCUGCAAAAGAGUAAGCAGCUGAUGGUUGUUGAGAACAGUGUGGAAGUUGCUCAGUUUAUUAACAACCGCCCAGACCUUCUCACUCUUGCGGAGCCUUUCUGGAAGGAACUGUUCAACCUUCCAGUUGUCUACGAGUACGGUGUCUACCGAAGACUCAUUGAACAUUUUGGGACACACUUCUUACACUCUGGGUCUCUAGGAGGACAUUACAAAGUUAUUUUUUAUAUGGAUACUGACAAAAUGAAAGCAGAAGGUGUCAGCACAACAGACCUGUGGAAGUGUACCUCAUCAGGGUGGAAUGCAUUCAUUGUGAAAAAGAAGAAGAAGGAAUGCACCAAACUGGAUGAACUGCUACUGACUUCUUCAGGAAGCAGUGGCAAUAAAAUUAAAGGAGACCCAUAUAUAGAAGGAGGAAGCCCAGGUGCUGUUGCUGGCCUCAGUUAUCUAGACCUGGAUAAUCCUGCUGGGAAUAGUCAGAUGUACACCUUGUGGGCUGCAUCAGUGACAGACUAUCCCAGAGUAAUUAAAAAAAAGCUAACACCAUUAUAUGAGCUGGUAAAGGAAGUGCCCUGUGCCUCAGUCAAAAAGCAUUACCUAAAACAAGCCAUUGAAGAAUAUAUGGCUGAAAAUGAUCCCUGCAAAUGUCAGCCUUGCCAGAAUGGUGGUGAGGCAGCUGUGGAAGGAACACAGUGUGUGUGUUACUGCAAGCCCUACACCUUUGGAGCAGCUUGUGAGCUGGGAACUCUCGUGCAAGAUCAGCCAGGUGCUGUUGAUGGACAAUGGAGCUGCUGGUCUUCCUGGAGUCCUUGUUCAGGGGGAAGGAAAUCAAGGAGUCGAACCUGUAACAACCCCUCCCCACGAGGUGGUGGGAAGGCCUGCAUGGGAGAGCAGCAUGAAAGCAAAGCAUGCCAAGAUGAAGAGUUGCAGCAUCUUCGCUUGAUUGAACCACACUGCUUUGAUUUAUCCAUAAAUCCUACAGAAUUUUGUUCAACUCCUCCCCUCUUAGAAAAUGGAUUUGUUCAAAAUGCUGAAAACUCAUACCCUGUUGGGAAAAACAUUGUUUAUGCAUGCAAACAUGGAUACUCUCUUGUUGGUGAUCCUGUUGCUAAGUGUCGCAGUAAUUUACAGUGGCAAGUUGGAGAGAGAUAUUGCCAGGAAACUGCUUGUCUCCUACCUGACCUGGAGGGGGGUUUGCAAGGAGAGCCAUGGAAACCUGUGUACGAGAUUGGUGAGAGAAUAACUCUGUCUUGUCCACAUGGCAUGCACUUGGAAGGGGCACAGUCCAUUUUGUGUGAGCCCAGCCUCAAAUGGUCUCCCGAUGUGAAUACUGUCCAGUGCAAGAGACCAGUGCACAGUGUGAAAACAGAAGUGACAGAGCCUAAAUGUCAGCCAUGGGAGAAAGUAUAUCAGUCACAAUGUGUGUGCAAAAUGCCCUAUGAGUGUGGUCCUUCCCUGGAUACCUGUGCUACAGAUCAAAGAACCAAGAGAAACACACCUUUAACUGUUUGCAAGAUGCAUGCCUUGGAGUGCAUGGGCAGAAAAUACUCUCUAACUAAUUCAGAAAACUGCAAAGUACCCCAGGCAGCUGAAAUACCAUGUGGAUCGUGCCGCUCGUGGGAAAAAUGCAAUGUGCCAUCCAACAUCUGUGUUUGUGAUGAAGAUGGGCUGUGUGAGGAGGGAGGUGCCCAGGUCUGUGCUGAAGUGAGUGGCUCUGCUGCCCGUCGGACCAUGACCGAAUGUGAGGUUGGGCUGCUCAGAUGCCGGGGGGAGACUGUCACCCUUGUCAGCAUAAGGCCCUGUGACACACAGAGCAAAUAAGAUAUGUUACGUUUUAUUUUGCUUAUUGCU
Molecule: messenger RNA, 2529 nt
Organism: Cinclus cinclus
Lineage: Eukaryota; Metazoa; Chordata; Aves; Passeriformes; Cinclidae
Gene: C7
Product: complement C7
Exons: 18
Coding region: 1-2499 (832 amino acids)
Biological process (GO): immune response
Cellular component (GO): membrane attack complex
Molecular function (GO): protein binding
Source: RefSeq, a predicted model, not a curated record